CCGGUCAUUAAGUGGCCGCCGAAGCCACGCGCAGCGGCUAGAGCUUGCAUAACAUACGGAGGUUACGUGUGCGAAGCGAUUUCCAUAAGUGUUGCUGGCGCGCGGAGUUCUCUGCACCACAAGUGCAGCAUGGUCCUUCAACGGCUUUCACGCGUCGCAUUGAUGGUUGUUGCGACGGCGCAGCGGGCGCAAGCGCAGCAGUCGGAGCUGACGCCUAUCAAGAUCGGCCUGGAGUGGUUUCUCAACCCAGACCACCUCCCGCUCGUGGUGGCGCUGAGAGAGGGCUAUUUCAAGGACGCGGGACUUCACGUCACGCUCGUCGAGCCUGCGGACCACUGGGAAGCGGAAGAAGAGAUCAUCGCGGGACGCCUCGACGUCGCCGUGACGGAGACGUUGCAUCUGGCGCAGGACGCGGCGCGCGGCAAGCCGGUCAUCGGCUUCUCGCGCUUCCUCCACACCGACGGCGGCGUGAUGUACCUCAAGAAUCGCGGCAUCGAGCGCCCGAGUGACAUGUGCGGUAAGAAGAUCAGCUAUCCGGGCUAUCCCGGCCCGGGUGGCCCCGCGAUCGUGGGCACGAUGGUCAAGGCCGACGGCGGCGAGUGCUCGGAACCAUUCGGCAAGCACGACGGCGGCUUCUACCACGUCGACGCGCUCGUCAACGGCGCCGACGUCGCCACGCUGAUCUUCAGCAACUUCGAGAUGGUCGAAGCGAAGAGCCGAGGCCUCGACGCGGGCUUCUUUAGUCUCAAGGACUGGGGCGUCCCGGACUUUUGCCAGCUGGUUUUAUUUACGACGCCGGAGAAGCUCGAGGCUUCCUCGGCGGACCUGAGGACACUAGUCCUCGCCGUGCGCCGCGCCACGGGCCUCAUCAAGGGCGACCCAGCACGUGCUCGCGACAUCUGGUUCGAACACACGCGUACGAACCGCCCGCUCCUCGCGCGCCUGAACCCGCUGACGGCGCGCGCGCGCAUGCGCGAGGCCCGCGUCGCGCGGGACACGUUCGAGGCGACGCUGCCGGCCUUCGUCAACGACAACACGCUUGCGCAGGAGUACUGGUCCGCGCUCGCGGCGUGGCUCGUCGAGACGGGGCAGAUCGACGGCGAUCCGGUCGCCUCGUCGGGCUACUGGACCAACGGCCUCGCGCUCUAG
Pelagomonas calceolata is the source of this 1149-nucleotide messenger RNA. Lineage: Eukaryota; Pelagophyceae; Pelagomonadales; Pelagomonadaceae. The record is from the annotation of a GenBank genome assembly.